Molecule: messenger RNA, 838 nt
Organism: Branchiostoma belcheri (Belcher's lancelet)
Lineage: Eukaryota; Metazoa; Chordata; Leptocardii; Amphioxiformes; Branchiostomatidae
Product: neuroblastoma suppressor of tumorigenicity 1-like
Exons: 4
Coding region: 377-838 (153 amino acids)
Biological process (GO): animal organ morphogenesis
Molecular function (GO): BMP binding; receptor ligand activity
Source: RefSeq, a predicted model, not a curated record
CGGGAGGUACUCCCAGUAGCACCGUAGAGAUACCAGGCAGCCUACGGUGGCCUGGCUGCCAGGCUAAGAGUGUGAGCGAAGUGCGGGGUUACGGGUUCGAGUCCCGGUAGAUUUGGAACACAUGCAGUGGCGGUCCCGGGUCGGUAGCUGAGGGCAGGUAGGGCCGUGGGGGUUCGGAGCAGGCGACGGUGUUUAGGAACGGCGAGGUUUUAUCGUUCACAGCCUCUCAAUCUUUCCAAUUAAACUGCGUCGUUCUUCAACACGUGAAGGCAGGUCGGGGUUGGUGUGAGUAGCGAGACUCCACGACAGCGUCUCACACAACAACAACUCAGCGAGGAAGGAAGGGACUUGAAAAGGCAUCCGCACAAGAAACGCAAUGAUGUUGUUGUGUGCGGUGCUGACGUCACUAGUUGCCAUGGCGACGGGCGCAGCUGUGCUGAACAAGGAGGGCAGCACGGUGAAGAAGCUGGUGCUGUUCCCGGAGAAACACGCCUGGUGCGAGACCCAGCCCAUCAAACAGGUGGUUGGAGAGCCAGGCUGUAACUCCGUGGAAGUCAACAACAACGUGUGCCUGGGGCAGUGCAUCAGCUACCGCGUGCCCAAAACCUACCCGGCAGAGCCCUCUACCGAGGAGCUCAAGUACUGCGACGUCUGUAAACCGUCCAACAGCACUUGGCAGAAGCGGCACGCGCACCAGCGGCGGGCGGAGGAGACGGAGGACCCGCCGGACCUACAGAGGGACGUGCAGCAGAGACACACGCCGCCGCUCCGGUCCGAGGAACGAGACCUGGGGAACGAGGACUGGGCAGACGACGAUGACGUCACGUACGAGAACUGA